Talaromyces marneffei is the source of this 927-nucleotide messenger RNA. RefSeq lists its product as uncharacterized. Lineage: Eukaryota; Fungi; Ascomycota; Eurotiomycetes; Eurotiales; Trichocomaceae. The transcript has 4 exons. The record is from RefSeq and is a predicted model, not a curated record. Bases 1 to 927 code for a protein of 308 amino acids.
AUGCUUUACCGCAUGUCCGCCGCCCGCGCGGCCUUCCGCGCUGCUUCCAGCUCUAAUGCCUCUGCUGCUGUUCGAGCUACCAUCCCUGGCAACUUCUUUCGGGCUCAAUUGACCUCUGCUGCCCGCCAACGUCUUACCACACCUAGCCUCGCUUUGGCCGUUCGCAAGCCGGUUACCACCGCCCUCGUCCGCUAUGCUUCUACCGCUACAGGGAAGGGUGCUUCGGCUGCUGUUCUUCACGAGGAGGAGGAACCUGAUAUGCUCGCUGGUGUCAAGAGCGAUGCGAAAGUUAUCAAGGAAACCUUCACCCUCAGUGAAGUUCCCAAGGAGGCUCUUUACUUCGGUCUCGCUGGUGUUGUUCCUUACUUGGUGACCUCUUUGAACACCUGCUACCUCGCAUGGGAAAUGAACAACAACGUUGUCAAUGGCUCUGGGUUUUUGCUCUCCGAAGAGACUGCCUCUUUCUUGCUCCAACUUACUGAGCCUAUCCAGGUCGGAUACGGUGCCGUCAUCUUGUCCUUCCUCGGUGCCAUCCACUGGGGUCUCGAGUGGGCUGGAUAUGGUGGCAAGCGCGGCUUCCGCCGAUAUGCCACUGGCUGCAUUGCCCCUGCUGUGGCUUGGCCCACCUUGUUGCUCCCCGUUGAGUACGCCCUUAUCACCCAGUUCCUCGCCUUCACGUUCUUGUACUACAACGACGCUCGUGCUGCCAGCCGAGGAUUUGCUCCUGCCUGGUACGGCAUGUACCGCUUCGUCUUGACCUUUGUUGUUGGUGCCAGCAUUGUCGCCACCCUCAUUGGCCGCGAGCGCGUUACCCAGAGCGAGUCCAAGGAGCACACUUUGACUGAGAAGAUCCAGGCUCUUCUCUUCCUCCGCAAGAAGGAGAUUGAGGAGGCCAAGCAGCGUGCUCAGGAGGCCAAGGAGGAGUAA